CAUAAAGGUAUAUACCCCAUAAUUCUCUUUCUAUAACAACUACAAAAAACUGAAUCAAGCUGCUGCAACAAUGCCACUAAACCCAUAUUAUUCACAUCAUACACAACACAGGUUUUUGUGCUGCUAUCAUGGGAGAGAUGAUUCAAGCUCUAGGGUUGACUUUGGUAGUAGGGUGUUUGGUUCUGUUAAACCUAGAAGAGGUGACAUCACAUGGAGAUCAUCCUUUUGCAAAAAUUGGCAUACAUCAAGUCACAUUUGCUCUAAGUGAUGCUGCUUAUGUGAAAGCUUCUCCUGCAAUCUUAGGAUCAAAAGACCAAAAUUCUGAAUGGGUGACUGUGUAUAUAAGUAAUCUGAACCCCUCAAUUGAUGAUUGGAUUGGAGUAUUCUCCCCUGCCAAUUUCAGCGAUUCUACCUGCCUUCCGGAAAAUUCAAGAUUUAGCCCUCCGUAUCUGUGCUCUGCACCUAUUAAGUAUCAAUAUGCAAAUUACACGAAUCCUAAUUACAAGGUUACAGGAGAAGCAUCAUUAAAGCUUCAAUUGAUCAACCAAAGAUCCGACUUCGCCUUUGCAUUAUUCACAGGAGGAUUAUCAACUCCAACUCUGGUGGCAGUUUCAAAUACAGUUGCUUUCGAGAACCCAAAUGCACCAGUUUACCCUAGGUUAGCUCAAGGAAAGAUGUGGGAUGAAAUGACUGUAACAUGGACAAGUGGAUAUGGAAUCAAUGAAGCGGAACCUUUUGUCGAAUGGGGUAAGAUAGGUGGUGACCAGAGGCGUUCUUCCGCCGGAACUUUGACUUUUGACCGACGUAGCAUGUGUGGUUCACCAGCAAGAACCGUGGGUUGGCGUGAUCCUGGUUAUAUUCAUACUAGCUUCUUGAAAGACUUAUGGCCAAAUCAAGUGUAUACCUACAAGCUAGGACACAAAUUGUUGAAUGGUACAAUCAUCUGGAGCCGGAUGUACCAGUUUAAAUCAUCUCCGUAUCCAGGCCAAGACUCUCUACAACGUGUUAUAAUUUUCGGUGAUAUGGGAAAGGAUGAGGCGGAUGGCUCUAACGAAUAUAAUAAUUUCCAACCCGGGUCCCUCAACACUACAAAACAACUCAUUGAUGACAUGGAAAACAUCGAUAUCGUUUUCCAUAUUGGAGAUAUUUGUUAUGCAAAUGGUUAUCUUUCACAAUGGGAUCAGUUUACUUCUCAGAUAGAACCAAUUGCCUCAGUUGUACCUUAUAUGAUUGCUAGCGGUAAUCAUGAACGUGACUGGCCCAACUCAGGAUCUUUUUACGAGAACAACGAUUCGGGAGGAGAAUGCGGUGUUGUUGCUCAAACUAUGUUUCAAGUUCCAACGGUUAAUAAAGAUAAAUUCUGGUAUUCUACGGACUACGGCAUGUUUAGGUUCUGCAUUGCUGACUCCGAGCAUGACUGGAGAGAAGGAACCGAGCAGUACAAUUUCAUCGAGCAAUGUUUCGCAUCGGUGGAUAGACAAAAGCAGCCUUGGCUAAUAUUCAUUGCACAUCGCGUAUUGGGAUAUUCUUCUUCUUUAUUUUACGUGGUUGAAGGUUCGUUUGGAGAACCAAUGGGCAGAGAUAGCCUUCAAAAGCUUUGGCAAAAAUAUAAAGUCGAUAUAGCCGUUUAUGGUCAUGCACACAAUUAUGAACGGACGUGUCCGCUUUAUGAGAAUAUAUGCAUGAAUGAUGAGAAGAACCAUUACAAAGGCAGUUUGAAUGGUACAAUACAUGUGGUGGCUGGUGGAGGUGGGGCGGACCUCACCCCGUUUGCACCGUUUCAAACUACUUGGAGCAUCUUUAGAGACUACGAUUAUGGGUUCUUAAAACUUACUGCGUUUGAUCAUUCUACGCUCUUGUUCGAGUACCAAAAGAGCAGAGACGGGAAAGUUUAUGAUUCUUUCACGAUUUCCCGGGAUUAUAGAGACAUUUUAGCGUGUACAGUCGAUAGUUGCUCGAGUACAACCCUUGCAUCUUGAAGAUUACAGUGGUUUGUGAAGUGGCUAUGUAACGUAAUAGUUUGUAGAAUCCAUAGUUUAAUGUGAUCAUGGUUAAUAGAUGGGAGCCUGUGACCUUUAGUUAAGUGUUGUAUGUUACUAGUCUUUGCCCCGCCCGCGUUGCGGGGCACUAAGUCAAAUAUUUCUCUCCCAUAACAUGUACGUUUGUGUU
Messenger RNA from Helianthus annuus (common sunflower), 2169 nucleotides. Its product is annotated as probable inactive purple acid phosphatase 1. The record is from RefSeq and is a predicted model, not a curated record. The transcript has 13 exons. Lineage: Eukaryota; Viridiplantae; Streptophyta; Magnoliopsida; Asterales; Asteraceae. Bases 129 to 1979 code for a protein of 616 amino acids. Gene Ontology annotation, molecular function: acid phosphatase activity; metal ion binding.